Molecule: messenger RNA, 459 nt
Organism: Staurois parvus
Lineage: Eukaryota; Metazoa; Chordata; Amphibia; Anura; Ranidae
Source: the annotation of a GenBank genome assembly
AUGAUGCCGAAAAGAGGAGCCAUGUCCACUACAGCUACAUUCCAGGGACUGGACCCCGAGAGCCGCAGCAGCUCUAGAGUCCUGAGACCUCCAGGUGGGGGCUCCAGCUUCUCUUUUGGUGUUGGUGAUUCACAGCAGCAACAGCCUGUUAGAAAACAUAAGAUGGCUUCCAACAUAUUUGGCAUACCAGAUAAUGAACCAUCUCCUGCAUCUCACGCUUCAGAAAAAGAUAACCAACAUAGUUCAGCUUGUGGAAACCCAGAAGAUGCACAGAAAACGUGUAUUCAGGGAGAAUGUGGAGAAGCUGCUGAUCAGAUGGGCGAAGCAGAAAUACCAGAAACAGAGUCUGGAAAAGAUGGAUCUCAAGCUGCUGGAGAAAGCAUACAACCUGCUGCCCCUGUAGCAGUAGCUGGUAGGCGAAACCCUCCAGGAGGAAAGUCCAGUCUGGUCCUGGGCUAA